AAUGCUACCUGUACAUUUUGGCGUUCUGUAGAAAAUGUAGCAGUGAUGCGUGAUUUUGCCUGGACAGUUUCUCAAUCAACCAGUGCAAGAAGAAUGCUGAUUGAAAGUACUUCAAAAUAUAUUUCGGAUAUUGGAGAUACCAGUUUUUGGGGCAGCGGCGGUUUUAUUGCUGAUACUCAUUAUACAUCAUCCAGGCCAAACUGGGGAGGACAACAACAAUGGUAUACCAGAAAUGCUGUUUUUCCGUCAGGUUCCGGAGCAAUGGGAGGUUCAUAUAAUAUGGUUUGGCAAGGUUGCGUCAAUCCCCCACAAGCAGAUGACGCCAAUUCACCGGUUCCUACUACACCUAUUAUCAGAGAAAAACCUUUUCUUUUUAUAGAUAACGAUGGCGAGUACAAAGUAUUUGUUCCGGCAUGGCAAAAGGACAGAGUAGGAGUUUCAUGGUCGUCAACAGAUAUGGGUAAAGGAAAAAUUCAGGAUUUACUUAACAACUGGUAUGUUGCCAAAGAAGGAGACACUGAUGUAGAAAUCAAUAAUGCGCUAAAAAAUGGCAAAAAUAUAUUUUUUACACCAGGACAUUACACAUUGAAUGCGCCUAUUCAGGUAAAUAGAAAAGAUGCCAUACUUCUGGGUGCCGGUAUAGCAUCGGUAACGCUGGAGCCUACUGAGAAAAAUACCUGGGGAUGUAUCUAUGCUGAUGACAAGGACGGUAUUAUCAUUGCAGGACUUCUUGUGGAUUCAUUCAAUAGUACAACGUAUCAGGUUAGAAUUGGUGACGAAGGAGCAAAUGCAGAUCAUUCGGGAAAUCCUAUUUUGGUUACAGAUAUUACUUGUAGAGUAGGUGGAGUUCAGUCAAAAAAUAUUCAGAUAGAUGCUUCUAUGCAAAUAAAUAGUAACAAUGUGGUGGGUGAUCAUUUUUGGCUGUGGCGCGCCGACCAUGGUUCGCAGCGUGGUGGUGAUUUACGUUGGUUAAGAGAUAGAUGUAAAAACGGACUUAUUGUUUCCGGUGAUGAUGUUACACUUUAUGCUUUGUUUACAGAACAUUAUCAAGAAUAUGAAGUGCUUUGGUUAGGAGAACGCGGCAGAACUUAUUUCUUUCAGAAUGAACCACCAUACGAUGCGCCAAAUCAGACAAGUUGGAGUAGUCAGGGAGGACGAGUUGAUGGUUAUGCAGCAUUCAAAGUUGCUAAUACUGUAAAAGAACAUCAAAGUAUAGGAAUGGGAUCUUAUGCCGUUUUUACAGGAACUGAUGGUAAAGUGAAUAAGAAAAAUGGUUUUGAAGCUCCUAAUAGCCCAAAUGUGAAACUCGAAAAAAUGUGUAUUACUCGUUUUGCUGGUCCGGGUAAUAUUCAAAAUGUUAUCAAUGGCAUCGGC
This is a messenger RNA of Tuber aestivum (summer truffle), 1374 nucleotides long. The record is from the annotation of a GenBank genome assembly. Lineage: Eukaryota; Fungi; Ascomycota; Pezizomycetes; Pezizales; Tuberaceae.